Messenger RNA from Gallus gallus (chicken), 6336 nucleotides. It is a transcript of the gene TUB, whose product is annotated as tubby bipartite transcription factor. Gene Ontology annotation, cellular component: cilium. The record is from RefSeq and is a predicted model, not a curated record. The transcript is spliced from 14 exons. NCBI's taxonomy places the organism in Eukaryota, Metazoa, Chordata, Aves, Galliformes, Phasianidae. Gene Ontology annotation, biological process: protein localization to cilium. Bases 139 to 1836 code for a protein of 565 amino acids.
AACGCGAAGCAGGCGCUGAAUUUUGGCCCCACUGCGCAAGGCCGGCGGCACCCGGCCUGCCUCCCUCCGAGCGGCGCCGAGCCCUGCCUGGUGCCCGCGGGAGGCCGGGGAUGCUGGGCGUGCCGUAGCCAGCCGGAGAUGGAUGGAGUCGGCAGCAGCAGGACCAUGUCUUACAGCAGGUGGAGUUACAACAGUGUUCUGGAUGAUGAGGGGAGCAACCUGCGUCAGCAGAAGCUUGACAGACAGCGAGCAUUGCUAGAACAGAAGCAGAAAAAAAAGCGCCAGGAGCCAUUAAUGGUUCAGUCCAAUGUGGACAGUCGCACAAGAGCGCGUAGAACGAAACAUUCGGAAGAACAAGCGCCGUUGGUUGAAUCAUAUCUUAACAGCAACAGCAGCACCAUAUACCACGUACAGGAGGCCGAACAGGAAGAUGUAAAGGUGGUAGUGGAUGCCCAAGCUCCGAAAUCAACUAAAAAAGCCAAGGCAGCAUCUGCGAGCUGUCAGACUGGCAGUGCCAGAAAGGAGAAAAAAGGGAAACACAAAGGAAUUGAUGGCCCAGCUGCUUUUCAAGAUGAUGUUCAGAAAGCAGGAAGUCAAGUGCAGAUUCUCACUGUUGGGCAGUCUAGCCAUGAUGAAGAUGAUGGAGAGAAAAUGGCUAGUGGCCAACAACAGCAAAGCAAACAGGAUCUUAAAACAGCAAUGCAGAAAAAGGAUCCCCAUGCAAAUACAUCCUGGUCCUCUUCCACCUCCCAGUCCAGUCUUGUUGCCCUGGAUCAUGUUCCUGGCAUUUCAAGCAGCAUGAAUUUUGAUGAGGAAGAGGAUGAGGAAGAUGCAGACAGCUCUAGCUCUUCCCAGCUAAACAGUAAUACCCGGCCUGGUUCUGCCACAAGCAAGAAAUCCAGUAAGGAAGUGGCCUCAGCCCCCAGUCCUUCCACAAAUGAGCCUCUCAUAGACGUUGAUGACUUGGAAGAAUUUGCUGUAAGACCUGCUCCACAGGGUGCCACCGUCAAGUGCAGAAUCACAAGAGACAAGAAGGGAAUGGAUCGAGGGAUGUACCCUACCUAUUACCUCCACUUGGAAAGGGAGCAUGGUAAAAAGGUGUUUCUGUUAGCUGGAAGGAAACGAAAGAAGAGUAAAACCUCUAAUUACCUCAUCUCCAUAGACCCAACUGACCUGUCUCGAGGUGGAGAGAGUUUUAUUGGAAAACUGAGAUCAAAUCUUAUGGGAACUAAGUUUACAGUUUAUGACAAUGGAGUAAAUCCAAUGAAAACAACAUCAAGCCUGGAGGCGAGUGUCCUGCGUCAGGAGCUAGCUGCUAUUUGUUAUGAAACAAAUGUCCUGGGCUUUAAAGGACCUCGUAAGAUGAGUGUGAUCAUACCAGGAAUGAAUAUGGACCAUGAAAGAGUUUCCAUCAGACCAAGAAAUGAGCAUGAGACUCUGCUUGCAAGAUGGCAGAACAAAAACACAGAGAGUGUCAUUGAGCUGCAUAACAAAACUCCCGUCUGGAACGAUGACACCCAGUCCUAUGUUUUAAAUUUCCAUGGUCGAGUCACACAGGCCUCGGUGAAAAACUUCCAAAUUAUUCAUGAUAAUGAUCCUGACUAUAUAGUGAUGCAGUUUGGCCGCGUGGCUGAGGACGUGUUCACCAUGGACUACAACUACCCAAUGUGCGCUCUACAAGCCUUUGCUAUUGCCCUCUCAAGUUUUGACAGCAAGCUGGCUUAUCUCUUUGCAGGAAGCUUUUCCACGCAGUGGUAUGAAGUGGAAAGGCACCUUUUGUUUGAGAGAAAAGAGCAGUCCGUUCCCUCAAAGAACGAUCAAAAUGAUGAGUCAUGAGCUGAUGUCUGAUAGUGAGCACUCCGGACAUGGAUGCUUUCUUUGCCUGUAUAUUCUGUGGUUUCCCACUGCCUCACAUCCUCAUCCAUGGUCUCAGUUUGGCUUUUAAUGGAGAAGGCCCUUAUGCCUUUGGUUCCAUACCUUCCACCAGUCUUCAAAUUGAACUCCAGUGAUAAGCAGAAUUUUUGUUUGAACUACUGCAAAAAGAGACAGAUAGGAAUUCCCGGCGCUGGUAUGUAGGCCUGAUCUGGAUUUCAAGAACUCUGCAGCAUGUGAGUGGUUGAACGUGUGGCUUUAAUUCUGUGGAUCAGUCCUGUGUUGCCUUUAUAGCCUGGGAAAGUGACACCUGACAUAGUUUUCUGCCACUCUCUGUGCACAAAACUCUGUUAAAGUAACUGAGUGUCUUGUGGUGCAAAUACACAACGCGUUGGCUUUGACAGCAGAGUUGGUUAAGGGGAGGUUAUUUUUAACCCACAUCUUAACAGUGGUCUCACUUGCACCCUGGCCCACAGGGAGCUGGCAAGGAAGCUUUUGCACAAGGGUGAGAAUGAGGGGCUGGGGAAGGGCGGAGUUCAGCAUCUUGGGAUAGCAUUGCUGCCAGCACAUUGUGUAACCUCACUGUCACCACGUGUUCUUUGCAGGCCAGGAAUUUUUUUAACCCGUAAGCAUGCCAGGAGGAAGGUGGUGAUUCAAACUCCCAUCAUCGUACCAGAACCAGUCAUAAAGGGACGUCAGCCAACAUGCUGAUGAGAAAAAAGUGCCACACGGUAAAUUAAGGUCACUAGAGGGGGGGUGUUAACCUGGGACUAACAGCAGUGAGGAGCUCUCAUUAAAUCUGGGUCAGCUACAGCAAGAUUUGUGCUGAGUGGCCUUUGCCAAAGCCCUGACUCCUCGUGGUUGUUGAGUAAGGUGCAGUGCUCCUUUCCUUCACUUGACCGUUGCCCUCUGCUCCAGAAGGAGUUGCUCAUGAUUUAGACUAGCACCCAUGUCAUUUCUGGUGGGCACUUUCUGAUGAAGGGCCCUGCUGCUUAGCAAUGCCAGCUGAUGAUACAAGUUUUCCAGCACAUCUGCAGAUUGUGUUUUGCUAACUUAGUAAAGUUGCAGCAGGUUCUGUCUGAGUCAUGCCUGAGACUGCACGGUCCCCAUAGUUAGACUGUCCUCCCAAGCAGCAGUAAAUCCUGGAAUCAGUAUGUAUUUUCAGACAUAUGUGCAUCUGAAAGUAACACAGGAGUGUUUAGUGGCAUACUUAGAUUGGCUGUAGCUUCUGGAGGGGCUGCACAUUAAUGUGCAACAGGACAUAAUCUUGUUUACUCGGUGUGACAAAGAAUAGAACGGUACCGAGCUGUGUAUUUCCUUCACACAGUCCUAGUGAGUGUUUGGAUACAGUAAAUUUAAUAUUAUUUAAACUCUUGCUAUUGAUAUUUUUUGCAUCUGCUGUUGAUUUUGGCAGAGAGUUGUAAACAAAUUCCUUGCCUGAAUUGCUUUUAGGCAAAUACUGCACGCUUUAAUGAAGUUCUUAAUCUAACUUGUCACUCUGUGUACAUCAAACAGUUUCUUCCCGGCCCUUUAUCUAAUUUUCUUCAUCUCUGAUGUUCUGUUCCUUCUCAUUCUGUUCACAAUCCCUUUAUCUUUUCUUCAGGGACGUGCAGCUCAAAAGUGUUUAUUUUGACAAUAUUCCUCAGUGAUCUCUCCACAGAUGAAUAAUGCCUUUGGUGCACAUCCAGUGAUGCUCCUACAAUAGAAGCCUUAUCACAGGGGGGGAUUUGGCCCUUUGGCUUUUCAGUGGAGUAAAUUAACACAUUAAAAAGGAGCAGAUAGAAAAGCUUGCCUAAAAUGUAAUCGCAAUUUCUCUCAGUAAACAUUGGGUAACCAGAGUUUCCAAAUCAUCGGUUGCAAAUCAAUGAGCAGAGCUGUCUGCAAGCCUGGAGGCAGACUGUUAUACAAAUUCCCUUUGUAGUGCUGCCUUAUUUUUCUUUUCAAAAGGCUUAAAGCGAUCCUGUGAACUGAAAUAUGGUGGUGCCCUAAAACAGAGUUUGUUUUCUAGGAGCUAAACAUCACUCUGUUCCUUUUGUAGGACAAUAUGUGGCACGUUGAGGUGCACUCAUCCCAUGAAACAGGGAUGUUGUAGCGCACUGUUAGAGAUUCUGAUGCUAAGAAGGCUGGGAGAAUGGCUUUGCAAUAAUGACUGGGCAGAUCUCUCACUAUUCACGUUGCCUUACCGUAGUACCACAGAUCGCAUCCUCUCGAGGGAGUGAAAGAGUUCUGGUGGAAAGAGCUGUUCACAAGAUCUGGUAGCUGCACGAUUGAAGAACGUUACUGUGGGGAACCAAUGCCAGACUUUCUGGGUUUUUGCUCCCUUUGGAUAAACAAAGGAAUAAGGGGGACUUCCAACAAGCCCAGGCAUCACUGAGGUCCCUAAAAGUGCUGUGUUAGACCUCCUUUUUUACUCUAAAUAUUUGAUCCUGUGGAAUUCUAGCUAGUUCCCCCAUGCUGUCACAUUGCUUUCCUACACCUGUAUUUGCAAGCUUUUCCUUUUUUUCGAGAAGCACCAGUGCUUCACCAGUAAAAUAUCUUUACUUGGCAAAUAAGGACGGCACAUGAUGGAACAGCAGUCACCUUUACUAGAAUUAGGUGCUGACAGCUCUCAGGUAUUUCAAAUGCUCUUAUUUCUAUUACUAGAAGACAAGAAUUAUACAUAUAAAGCCUGAACUAAUCUUACUACAGAUUAUGUGCUACUUUAUGAACCUGUGUUGCUGCUGUUCUUCAUAUGAAAUAUACCUUCUGGGGUUCUGCUCUGUAAGUGUUCAAAGUUAAUUGUGUAGAUAUUCCUUCUGUUCUUGCCAGGGAACUAAGCAAAGGAUUUGCACAGCUCUCUCACUCUGUUGGUGUUUUGCAUUGAAUGAUGGCCCAGUAACGAUGGCUGUGUAUUGGAUGAUAAUGCAUUUCUCUGUUGUUUUUCAUUUAACUGCCUAGGAAUUGUAGAUCCCUCCUUUUCGGUAAGGGCAUGUUUAUCCGUACUGGCAGUGAAAAGACUUGAAUUAGCAUCCUGAAACUGUUUAAUGAAAGCAGUAUGCUGGUUUGCUGGAUUGCUUUAGGAAGAGGACAUAACUCAGAAGAAAUAUGCUUAGAUUCUUGAGCAAAAGGAAAGAAAAACAAGUUCACUUUAUAAAUUGGUUACAUCUAUAGCAGCAAUUUGAAUAUGACUCUCUAUGUUGUUGCCCCCUCAGAUGUGACUCAGCUGCUCACACUGUGGUUAGGGCAGACUCUGACUGCAUCAUCGUGCACAGCUGAUCAAAAAACAAGUCUUAUAACUUCAGGCUACUGUUAAAGUCACAUGGGAUGCUUACAGGCUGUUACCCACGUUUGUCCCUAUAACUGUUUUCUACUGAGGUUAUCCCAGUUGGCACAACGCUGUUAGAAGUAUCAGUAAUUUAUAGAGUGAACUUUCUCAAACUAAUAAUGUUGGCUAUAAACCCGCGUAUAGAUUUUAGCAUUAAAAUCAAGCUAAUUUUAAAGCUUACAAAUUGGGUAGUAUUUGUGCAGGCUUUUCUUUCCUCAAACUUGUCUUGAAUGUUGGGCUCUCACAUAAGCAGUCAGCUCCUGGCCCUGUUCCAUACUGCAUCAGGGACUCGGCGUUCGGUCCGACCAUACAGACCUCCCUGCUCAGAUGGCACCACUUUGCUUUUAGGGAGCUUUCUGUUGAUAGCUUUCUUAUUGCACUAUCAUCUUUCAGUACAUCUUGGGGCCAAUCUGUUAUUAGGUCAGUAAGUGUCAGCCUUAAAAAAAAAUAUCCAGAAAAUUCUCGUCAGGCAAUUGAAGUAAUUCCACUAAAAUCAAGUUUCAUGCAUAUGAGAAGUUAGGAGGGAGUCUAAGAACAAAGAUGAGGGUGCUGUGUGUCAGGAACAGGAAAGUUGCUCAGCAACUCAAUUAAAUUGGGCCAUAGAGUUUUGCUAAGGAAAAAAUUAGUGAGGUUCCAUUUGAUUUCUCACUGUAUUCAUAGGAAGAUCUGAUGUGCUGCUGUGUAGGCUGAAUAUGAACAAAUGCCCUGUAUUGUAACUUGGACGUAUAGUUCAAAGUAGGGUUACAGCAAUGAUGCUUACUUUUACAAGCACUGUAACAGGGUUGUCUUUAAAAGCUGAGUGUGGAAUAUGGCUCUGCAGCUGCAAUGGAUUCUGGAGCCAUUGCAUUCAGUGACGCUGUGACAGGUUUGGUUUUCUUAAUCAGCCUGAGGCUCAGUGUCAACAGCACUGGUUAUUCUGCCUUUUUGAUUACGUAGCACGUGUCUGUGAGGGUGAAUUCCUCCUUGGCAUCACUGCAAAUCCCUUCUUGCAGGCCAUAGAUACUUUUUAGCUUCUUAGCAGUGCUGUUACUGGGAUUUCAUCAUUUUAGCUUAAGAUUGCUGACAUUUAUCCAUCUGUAACUUUCUCUUGUUUCAAGCUUACACAUGGAAAGUUGGUAAAACCUGUGUCAGUGAAUUAAAGUGUGUUAAAUCCCUGCGUA